AUGGCAACGUCCGAUUCUGAUCGAAUCGAGGCCGUCGCCAUGUCUAGCAGCGCGCGUGACGAGGAACAAGCUCACCAACUCGCCGCCGCCAUCGAGCACCACGCCAAAGACUCUUCCUCCUCCUCCUCGGACCCCUACCUCGUUGCCUUUUCCGCCGACCACCACGAUGCCACCAACCCGCUCGACUGGCGCGCCGGCAAGAAGUGGAUGGUGACGGACGUGCUCUCGGCGACGGGCUUCAACCGCAUCAUGGUGUCGACCAUCAUGGCGCCCGCGCUGCCCACCAUCGCGCGCGAGUUCCACAUGAGCCCCACGGAAGCCGCCAUGUCCAUGUCCAUCUACCUGCUCGCGACGGCGCUCGGCCCGCUCGUCAUCGGCCCGCUGUCCGAGGUGUACGGCCGGCAGGUCGUCCUGCACGGGUCCAGCGUGUGGUUCCUCGUGUGGAACGUGCUGUGCGGGUUCGCGCGCACAAAGGAGACGCUGAUCGCGGCGCGCUUCCUCGCGGGCUUUGGCGCGAGCGCCAUCUACGCCCUCGGCGCGGGCGUGCUGGGCGACGUGUGGCGGCCGGAGCAGAGGGGCCGCUCGCUGGGCAUCUAUCUGCUGAUUCCGCUGCUCGGUGCCGCUGUUGGUCCCAUCAUCGGCGGCUUCAUCGCCAUGCGGCCGCCAUGA
This is a messenger RNA of Akanthomyces muscarius, 669 nucleotides long. RefSeq lists its product as uncharacterized. Gene Ontology annotation, molecular function: transmembrane transporter activity. Lineage: Eukaryota; Fungi; Ascomycota; Sordariomycetes; Hypocreales; Cordycipitaceae. Gene Ontology annotation, biological process: transmembrane transport. The transcript is spliced from 3 exons. The record is from RefSeq and is a predicted model, not a curated record. The coding region runs from base 1 to 669 and encodes 222 amino acids.